CCCUUGAGAUGAUGUAUGUACCUUUGCAACCGGAAAACAGUCCACCAGCUUCUUCUACCUGCAGAAAAUUGAAAUAUUUUUGGCUUUUUCUGGGAUUUUUUGCAUUUUUUGGAGCCUACUUUUAUUUCUACGGAGAUAUUAAAUAUUCUAUUGUUGUUGAUGAGAAAAUUGUUAAUUUUACUGGAGUUGAGGACUUCAUUCCGCCAUUCGUCGAUUUUGAUCAUGGAUUCUUUGUGGCCCCUGACAAAAAGCUUCUGGGAUGUGGAAUUCCGAAAUCUAUGAGUCAAUUAAUGUCUAAUAUAAUGUGCUUUUUAUACGAUGAAAAUCAAUAUUUGGCUCAGCAUAACAGUCUGAAUGACACUUGGACUACGGAGAGAAAAUGUCUUGAAGAGGACCAAUUCCUAAAUCCUACCUUUGAACUGCUAAAUGAUCCAGAUUUGGUCCGAUUCGCUUUUAUUCGAGAUCCAAUUCAUCGAUUCAUUUCUUUAUACCUGGAUAAAUGUAUUUAUACUAAAUCUUGCUACAAUUGCGGUACAAACAUGGCAUGCUUUGUUCAGCGGAUAUAUGAGACAUUAAACCGGAUAAAAAGCAAUCGGAGGAGACUACAUGAAGCCAGCUCGAUUGAGCAGCAUGUUGCUCCGUUGUCAUGGUACUGUAACUUUAACGAGAAUAUCAAAAAGUAUUCCCUACUAAUGAUGGGUGCGGAUCUUGAAGAAAGAAGAUCCUCGAUUCUACAUUUGGCAAAUAUACUAAAACGACAAGGAUUCAGUGAGAAAACUGUGGAAAAGAUACAGAAUGACGCGUUGGGCGGAGAAACCGCCCAUUCCACACACAAGUCGUCUCAUCGACUUGAAGCAGAACGCCAAGUACGCGAAGACCCAGUAAUUCGAGAUUUACUCCACAAAAUAUAUUUCUUUGAUUAUGUAGUGUUCCCGUUCAAGAGGGACCAAUUGGACACCAAGUAUCAAACCGAUUUCUGGAAAACUCCUAAUUUUUAAAAUAAUAAAGCUUUAAAUUUCAGA
This is a messenger RNA of Caenorhabditis elegans, 1022 nucleotides long. It is a transcript of the gene F36D1.8, whose product is annotated as Carbohydrate sulfotransferase. Gene Ontology annotation, biological process: positive regulation of response to oxidative stress; chondroitin sulfate proteoglycan biosynthetic process. The transcript has 7 exons. Gene Ontology annotation, cellular component: membrane. Lineage: Eukaryota; Metazoa; Nematoda; Chromadorea; Rhabditida; Rhabditidae. The record is from RefSeq and is marked reviewed. Gene Ontology annotation, molecular function: sulfotransferase activity; chondroitin 4-sulfotransferase activity. The coding region runs from base 9 to 998 and encodes 329 amino acids.